CCGAAAUCGAUCGCGUUCUCAAAAAGGUUGCUGAAGGAGUUGAGACUUUUGAGGGCAUUUUUGAUAAAAUUCAAGCCACUACUAAUUCUAAUCAAAAAGAAAAAUUAGAACAAGAUCUGAAAAAAGAAAUUAAGAAACUUCAAAGGCAUCGAGAUCAGAUAAAAACAUGGAUAUCUUCAAAUGAUAUCAAAGAUAAGCGUGCAUUGAUUGAAAACCGGCGUAAAAUUGAACAGCAAAUGGAAAAGUUCAAAGCAUGUGAAAAAGAAAUGAAGACAAAGGCUUAUUCUAAAGAAGGCCUACAGCAGUCGAUAAAGAUGGAUCCUAAAGAAAAAGAAAAAAUUGAGACAUGUGAAUGGGUGUCUAAUCAAAUCGAUGCACUUAGUACCCAGAUUGAAACUGCUGAAGCCGAAGCUGAACUACUUCAAAGUGCUGUCAAGAAAGGCCGAAAAGAUGCAACAAAGGCUGAUCGGCUAGGUGAAGUAGAAAAUACAAUAGAAAGACACAAGUUUCAUGUGAAUCGGCUAGAAUUAAUAUUGCGACUAUUAGAAAAUGGUAAUAUCCCUGCGGAAAAGGUUAUUGCAAUCCAAGAUGACAUCAAAUAUUAUGUUGAAAGCAAUCAGGAACCCGACUUUGCCGAAGACGAAAACAUAUACGACGAUCUGAAUCUUGAAGAGGAAGAAGAAUUAUGGGGCAUUACGAACGAAGAUCAUCAUAGUAAUGAUGAAUCAAACUCAGAUGAACCACGGACUCCGCCAAAGGAUCCUUCAAGUCCGGCAACGUCACCAACAACUAGAAUUGUUGUGCCAAAACCUCCUAUACCUGUACCCACUCCAACAAGAAAAACUAGCAAUCCUCCUGAACCAUUAUCACAACGUUCGAAAGAAGAAGAUAAACAGAAGCCACCAGCAAUAUUAACUGGAUCAGCAAUAACAUCUAAUAGUCUUCAGUCUCCACCCUCCACAUCAGCUGCAUACCCCCCACUAAAAUCCGCUCCUCUUACUGGUCCGACACGAACAUUAGCUGCAGUAGUAGCAAAGCAAGGCAUUAUAGAUACAACGCCGCCGGUAUCUACGCCACAGCGUUAUUCUACGACUGCUGCAUCAACUGUACAGGAUCAUUCUACU
Messenger RNA from Dentiscutata erythropus, 1124 nucleotides. NCBI's taxonomy places the organism in Eukaryota, Fungi, Glomeromycota, Glomeromycetes, Diversisporales, Gigasporaceae. The record is from the annotation of a GenBank genome assembly.